Messenger RNA from Caenorhabditis elegans, 414 nucleotides. It is a transcript of the gene ZK666.1, whose product is annotated as Pepsin-I3 domain-containing protein. The coding region runs from base 1 to 414 and encodes 137 amino acids. Lineage: Eukaryota; Metazoa; Nematoda; Chromadorea; Rhabditida; Rhabditidae. The record is from RefSeq and is marked reviewed. The transcript has a single exon.
AUGGAGUACUCUUACAUUCCAUCUUUCGCCCUUUACAACAAUGCUGAUAUGUUCCAAUUCUUCCCUCGUAAUAAGCGUCUCAGUACUCAUCAGAAAUCUUGCCUUGAUGAGCAUGCUCGGAAAAUGGCUGUUUUCAUGAUGAAGCGACAAGAAGAGUACCGUUACUACGAGAACUUGGCCAAUCAGGAACAGUUCUCCGAUGAUGCCCACUUCAGCGACAAUGGAAUGGAUUCAGGAUUCUGCAGUGGAGCGACAUCAACUGGACAAUCAGCUUCUACAUCUCCUGCUCCAGUUCAGCUCAUUCCAAAUCCAUUCUUCGAUCCAGAAGCCAAGACUCAAUCUCCAGUGAAACUCGUUGACAAUCCAGAGCUAUUCAUGGAAUCCAAGAAGAAGUCUGCCCGUAUUUCAGCUUAA